AUGCUACGAAACCCACUAGUAACAUCAGCAAAAACGAACGCUCUGAACUCGGGACCUAAAAAGAGAGAUGAUAUAGUCAUCCUCUCGGCAGACAAGGGCACGGUCAUCAUGGAUAAAGAUUCAUACAACAACAAAAUCCUGGACCUUAAUGAUGGGACAAACGUCCCUCUAAAACCAUCGGCGGCUAGACCUCCCAGACUCUAUGGUCUUCCCAAAAUCCAUAAAGAAGGCACCCCGCUACGACCCAUCGUGUCGACGAUAAACUCUCCUACGUACAAACUAGCCCGUUUUCUAUCAGAUACUCUGCUCCCCUUCACAGGCAAGACCUCUUCGGCAGUACUCAACUCAACCCAAUUAGUCUCUAUGGUUAAGGACAUGGUACUAUCUCCUGAUGACAUCCUCGUCAGCUUUGAUGUAGUAUCUUUGUUCACCAAAGUCCCAGUACCGGACACCCUAACAAUAAUUGAGGACUUAGUCCAACAUGGAUUGAAUUCUGAUGUACCUGCGCUGGUUAGGCAUUGCCUCACCAACACCUAUUUUACCCGGAAUGGCACCUUCUACAAACAGAAUGAGGGUACCCCUAUGGGCUCCCCCUUGUCACCAGUUAUAGCCAACAUGUUCAUGGAAAAGUUUGAAUCAGACGCCAUCCAUACAUCCACCCAGCGUCCUUCUCUGUGGAAGAGGUAUGUGGAUGACACUUUCGUCAUCUGGCCACAUGGCCUCCCAGCAUUGAACCACUUCUUGGACCACAUCAAUUCUAGACACCCAUCCAUCAGAUUCACCAUGGAAGUGGAGAAAGACGGUAAACUACCAUUCUUGGAUAUUCUGUUUGAGAGGAGGCCUGACGGAUCCUUGGGACAUUCUGUCUACAGGAAAGCCAUCCACACAGAUUCCUACUUGAAACCGGAUUCCCACCACCACCCAUCUCAAAAGAAUUCUCUCAUCAAAACGCUAUACCACAGAGCCCAUGGCAUUUCUGACCAACACCACCUGGCCG
This is a messenger RNA of Callorhinchus milii (elephant shark), 997 nucleotides long. RefSeq lists its product as uncharacterized. NCBI's taxonomy places the organism in Eukaryota, Metazoa, Chordata, Chondrichthyes, Chimaeriformes, Callorhinchidae. The transcript has 2 exons. The annotation marks the transcript as partial. The record is from RefSeq and is a predicted model, not a curated record.